This is a messenger RNA of Prunus avium (sweet cherry), 1253 nucleotides long. RefSeq names its product SPX domain-containing protein 1. NCBI's taxonomy places the organism in Eukaryota, Viridiplantae, Streptophyta, Magnoliopsida, Rosales, Rosaceae. Gene Ontology annotation, biological process: cellular response to phosphate starvation. The record is from RefSeq and is a predicted model, not a curated record.
CCGUUAUAUCCCCCUCCCCCCCCUCCCCUUCUGCCUUUACCCUCACCGCCCAACCCCCACUCACACCCACUCCCUCGUAUUUUCUCCCAUUUCCCCUCAUUUUCCCGAGAAAAUCUCUAAACUUUACCUUUCUAUCCGAAUAAACAAGAUUUCGAAUUCGAGAUGAAGUUCGGCAAGAGCCUGAGCAGCCAGAUCGAGGAAACCUUGCCGGAAUGGCGGGACAAGUUCUUGUCCUACAAGGAGCUCAAGAAGUGCCUGAAGCUCAUCGAGCCCAAAGGCGGUGACAGGCCCACCAAGCGUCCCAGGAUUGAUGCCUCCGCUGAUUGUGCGGACGCUCACGGAGAUAAGGAGGGCAUGUCCACGGCAGAGAUCAAUUUCAUUCAGUUGUUGGAGGACGAGCUCGAGAAAUUUAACUCCUUCUUUGUCGAAAAGGAGGAAGAAUAUAUUAUUACCUUGAAGGAGAUACAAGACAGGGUGGCAAAAGCAAAGCAUUCCAAUGAAGAGAUUACUAAGAUUCGCAAGGAGAUAGUGGACUUCCAUGGAGAGAUGGUUUUGCUGGAGAAUUAUAGUGCCCUCAACUAUACAGGACUGGUAAAGAUACUCAAGAAGUACGAUAAAAGAACCGGUGCUCUUAUGCGCUUGCCCUUCAUUCAGAAGGUCUUGCAACAGCCUUUCUUCACCACCGACUUGCUCUACAAGCUCGUGAAGGAGUGUGAGAUUACGCUUGACCAGCUCUUUGCCAUGACUGAACAGCCCAUUCCAAAUGAAGGAUCUGAUGGGGAUGAAGGGUGUGAUCCUUCAACUUCUGCCACUACCACUACCGAGAGUGAUGGCAUUCCCAGAGUAAACAAAGGACUAGCAGAGAUCGAGUACAUUGAAAGCUUGUACAUGAAAAGUACUAUAUCGGCAUUGCGGGCUUUGAAGGAAAUUAGGAGUGGAAGCUCUACUGUUAGUGUCUUUUCGUUGCCGCCACUGCAAAUAAGUGAAUUAGAGGAUGAAUGGAAAAAAGUCCCUGUUCUGGAACAAGUUGCCAAGUAGCUAGAUAGGUUGUUGGUACUGAAAUGGGGACUAGUAUGUGCCCCCUUUUCUUUUGUUUUUGCUAUUUAUUCAAAAACUUUACAUGCAUCUGCUAUGCAUGCUUUUAUAUACUAACACAGAUGUAAAAUGCAAAGUUGUAACUGGAAUGAGUUCAUUAGAAUUAAGUUCUGUAUAAUAAAAUCUUUGGCCUAAUGGAAGUAAUAAUGUUCUCCAUA